Theobroma cacao (cacao) is the source of this 1764-nucleotide messenger RNA. RefSeq names its product UPF0481 protein At3g47200-like. Lineage: Eukaryota; Viridiplantae; Streptophyta; Magnoliopsida; Malvales; Malvaceae. The record is from RefSeq and is a predicted model, not a curated record.
UCCUUGGGUUGUGCCUGGUUUACUCCUUCUUCAUCCCCAAAUGAGACACAGCUUGCUUACAAGGUUGCUUUUGCAGAAGACGAGCAGAACAUUUCAUGGCAAUGCCAAAAGUUGGGGUCCAGAGCAUUUGAAUCCAGGGGAUCCCCAUGAAGUUUCUAAGUGGAGAGCUUUGUUGAAAAAGGAGUUGGCAAUUAAAGUUCCCGAAGAGAGAAAAACCGCCUGCAUAUACAGGGUCCCUGUAAAUAUGCGUGAGGUUCAACCCGAAGCUUAUGCUCCCAGUAUCAUCUCAAUCGGUCCGUACCAUCAUGGAGAGGGAAGAUUACGAGAAAUGGAAGAGCUGAAAUGGGAAUUCUUUCACCGCCUCUUUCGUCCAAAACGGCCUAAUGGGGUUGAACUAGACAAAGUGAUGAACUCGGUGCAAGAAUUGGAACAGGUUGCUCGUGGGUGCUACUGGGAUAAAGCUGAACAACAUAGCAAGGAUAAAUUUGUUAAGAUGAUGCUCGUUGAUGGCUGCUUCAUUGUCGAGCUCUUCAGAGAGUUGAAGCAGAACAACUUCCGUCAUGCUCGCCCUGUUAAAAGAUGGAUGCUGCCUACUCUUCGCCGAGAUUUGAUCAUGCUUGAAAACCAACUUCCUCUAUUUGUUCUGCAGACAUUGUUUGAUUUAACCAGAAGAUCAGGAGAGUCAACCACAUCUUUGGGAGAGCUUGCCCUUCGUUUUUUUAAUCCUCUAUUACAAAGGGAGUCAGACUGGGAUGUGAGAAUCAGCUCACGUGCGGAAACGCACCACUUUCUUGACCUUUUCAGGCUCAGCAUCCUCCCAAGAUACUUAUCAGAGGCAGAGGAAACCGGCAAAGCAGCAAAGAGUACAACAGAAGAAGGAAUUAAUGGAGAGGAAACUGGCAAGACAAUUGAUUACCGCAAAGCAGCAGAGAAUACAGCAGAAGAAGGAAUUAAAACUAGCAAGACACGCGACUCGAGCAACACAAUAAUGAAUACAGCAGAAGAGGGAAUUAGUGGGGCGGAAACUGACAUGAUGCGGUCCAUGACGGAGCUGAUGGAAGCUGGUGUCAUCAUUGAGAAAGGUGUUAAUUGUCCUCCACUGGAUGUUCGGUCUGAAGGAAGGUUGCUGAAAAUCCCUCCUCUGUAUAUCGAUGAUUACAAGGGAACACUAUUUCGUAACCUGGUAGCCUAUGAACAAUGCCAUCCACAGUGCAAACCAGAUGUCACAUCGUACUUGUUCUUCUUCGACGGGCUAAUUAACUCAGCUCAUGAUGUGGAACUUCUUCAUCACAAAGGGGUUCUCCACCAUUCUUUAGGUAACAACAAAGAAGUGGCAAGACUCGUCAAUGGCCUCUGCAAGGAAAUUGCAAGGGAUGCAUGGGAGUCCUACUUACACGAAGUGGUGUCUGAUGUUAAUUCUUACUAUGAUACCGUUUAUGCUAGGAUUAGAGCAAGGCUGGUGCACCAUUACUUCAGCAGCUGGGUGGUUGGGAUCUCAACUUUUGGAGCUAUCAUAGUCCUUUAUCUCACCUUAAUUCAGACCGGCUAUGGAUAUGUGGACGACCCGCAGAGGCUUGAGAAACCAUUUCACCAUUACCUAGUAGAUUGCCUGAUUCUGCCCGUGUACCAUCUAUUUACCUUCAACAACAACCAGAUAAAUUCUAAGCCUGAGUCAAACGAUGAUUCUGAGAUAGGACAUCAUUGGAUGCUUUUAAUUUGAUGUACUUUUGCUGUUUUUAUCAUUCAUUAAUAAUCAUUUUGUUU